Molecule: messenger RNA, 1452 nt
Organism: Aspergillus eucalypticola CBS 122712
Lineage: Eukaryota; Fungi; Ascomycota; Eurotiomycetes; Eurotiales; Aspergillaceae
Gene: nscB
Product: metallo-beta-lactamase type thioesterase nscB
Exons: 1
Coding region: 152-1072 (306 amino acids)
Biological process (GO): secondary metabolite biosynthetic process
Source: RefSeq, a predicted model, not a curated record
GUAUAAAAUCCGAGUCUAAAGCCCGGCGUAACUCAACCCGACCAACACCACAGUGGCAGGUAACACAAUCUACGCCAGCCUGCACAGUACUCAUCUUCCGUAAAGCUUUUUACUCCCCCUUUACUACACUCACAUUAUCGAGUCACAGGCAAUGUCUACACGAAUUCCCUUUGACGAGAGCUACUGGGAAGAAUACCUGUCGGGGCAAGAGGCGUCCCUCCCAGCUCUCCCAGCACUCACUCAACUCACACCCAGGGUGACUCGGCUCCUGGCCGGCAACCCAGGGGUCAUGCAAUUGCAAGGCACGAACACAUACCUGGUCGGCACGGGUGCCUCGCGGAUUCUGAUCGACACUGGGGAAGGCCGGCCGAUCUGGCACACCAUGCUGGUAGAGUAUCUUCGAGAACACUGCCUAACACUGGAGUAUGUGUUGGUAACGCACUGGCACGGUGAUCAUGUGGGCGGAAUUGCCGAUCUGAUCAAACACAGUCCGACACUACAGUCACGCAUCUACAAGUAUCGACCAGACCGAGGCCAGCUGCCCAUCGCAGACGGGCAGCAGUUCAAGGUAGCAGGUGCGACGGUACGCGCAGUAUUUACACCCGGCCACGCGAUAGACCACAUGUGCUUCCUUAUCGAAGAGGAGAACGCGCUUUUGACUGGGGACAAUGUGCUAGGCCAUGGUUUCGCUGUCGUGCAGGAUCUGACGGAGUACAUGGGAAGUCUCGUGCGCAUGGCAGCGCUAGGCUGCGCAAGGGGUUACCCAGCCCACGGAGCGGUCAUCGACGAUCUACCCGCCAAAAUGCAACUGUAUAUCCAUCACAAUGAGGCGCGCGUGCAGCAGGUGACCGCCGUGCUAGCGGAGACUAUGAGGCAGCCCGGAAGACGGGGUGGCAUGACGGUCCCCGAGAUAGGACGGGCUAUAUAUGGUGAGGUGCCUAGGGAAAUCAUCGAGAAUGCAAUCGUGCCGUUCCUGUCGCAGGUCCUAUGGAAACUGGCGGAUGACCGCAAAGUCGGUUUUGAGCCAGGCGAGACGACCGAACGGCGAUGGUUUGGGUUGGUAGCACGAUAAUCGUGACUGAUCGGUGUAAUUAAUGACCAUCCAUACAUACACAUCAUUGAUACAUCGUAUAUAUUCCUCCUAAGGAAGGGCAAAGGCGACGGUGAGUGCAGAGAAUUGUGGGAUUAAUGAACAUGACGCCCAAUACGAAAUCGGACUUUUGCUACCUCUAGCCUCUAGAACUCACUAUGUCAUCCUAAUCUGCUGCCUGAGCGCCCGCCUUGGCCCGCCGCUUUUCCGCAAUCUCCCGCCACUCUGCUAUGGGUCGGUGCAGCACGUAAAAUCUUGAUCGUGACCGGCGUACGGCUUCCUGGAUUCGUCGAGCAGCUCCUCGGUAAUACACAGCCACUGCGCGAUCCACAGCAGCCUCUUUGAUCAUCGCUGCCGCCAGU